UUAAGCUAACUCCGAGAAAAAUCGAUCGCCAUACUCGAAAAUUUAUACCACCCAGCUCGAAUAGAAAAAGAAAUAUCCGGCUCGCUCGCUAAUAUACCGAAGUAAGGAAACGUCCAAUCGUUCGAAAAUUAUUCGGAUGUAAAUUCGCUUUGAUUGUUUCAUCGGGAACCACCUUACCUCCUCCGCAGGUGGGAGGUGUUUGGUGACCAAAGAAGUACGUUACGGUAGGAACAACAAAUGAGAGGAUACAAGAGGAGAGUUUAGAUAACGGGGUGGUUUCACACCCUAGUGUAGUUUUGACUGUUUUUGAAAUAUGUUAACCACUACCAGCUUAUUUCUGAUUCUAGUGAGCUGUCUAGCUUAUGUACAAUGCGACCUAGAAUACCAAGUCAACCAGACGUCGUCGGUUGUUCAUCCAGGAGCGGCACGGCAAAUGUUCGGAUCUAGUUCUUUACGCCAAGCAGGAAAGAAACCUAUUCUCGCUACCGGUCAACGUCAAUACGGCGUUCGAACUACAUUGAAGCCUGAACAUGAUCAACCUGACAUACCCUUUCUUUAUGAUUUCCCUUUGCCAAUACCCGCUUAUGCUAUUCCAUCGAUCUAUCAAAAAGACCUUGAUAAACAAAUUCAGAAUAGAGGUGGAGGGUCGAUAGUUAACGGAAUGUAUGGUGGAAGGAUGGAGUAUCAAUUGCCAGGAAAUAUUAAUUGGGGAAUGAUAGGUGGUAGAGGAUUUGAAGGUGUCUAUGGAGAAGUAGACCAUCCCACGCAAAUUUGUACCUCUACAUGUAAAAAAGGGUUAUUUAUGUGCCAUAGUGAAUGUAAAUGUAUCCGAGCAGAGUACAGGUGCGAUGGUCGUCCACACUGUGAAGACCAAGAAGACGAAAUGCAUUGCGAUAAUUUGAUAGACGAACACGAUCAUACAUACAUCAAAUGCGAUGAGUCUAAGGACUUUGUACUUUGUCCUAAAACUAAGAGAUGUGUUUCUAAGGAAUGGCUGUGUGAUGGGGACGACGAUUGCGGUGACUACUCGGACGAAACACGAUGUGGUUAUAAGCAAAAUUGUACGUUGGAUCAAUUUCAAUGCGAAAACGGUCUAUGUAUUCCAAAAACCUGGACUUGUGAUAACGAUAAUGAUUGUAGAGACUUUUCGGAUGAAGUCAAUUGCACUAGGGCUGGAUGUGCCAUGGAUGAAUUCGAGUGCACUGAUGGUACUUGUAUUACUAUGAACUGGAAGUGUGAUCACCACUAUGAUUGUAUCGAUGGAUCUGAUGAACGGGAUUGUGAUAUUCUUCCUCCUCAUUGUAACGAGAAGGAGUUUCAGUGCACCAAUCACAAAUGCAUCAAAAUCGAAUUUAAGUGUGACGGUGAUGAUGAUUGCGAUGACUGGAGUGACGAAGACGAUUGCCCACGUAGUAAUGGAGAUUGCGUCAGUGGAGAGUUCAAAUGUAAAAGUGGUGACUGCAUUCCUAGGCGAUGGGUUUGUGAUAAUCAGAAAGACUGCUCACAAGAGGAAGAUGAGUUAAACUGUGAUUAUAAAGUUAACAAAACAUGCAUUGAUGACGAAUUUAGUUGUUCAGAUGGCCAGUGUAUUUUGAAAAAAUGGAUAUGUGAUGGAUUAGAUGACUGUCGCCAUGGUGACGAUGAGAUUAAAUGCGAUAUUGUAUGUGAUGAAGGAAAAUUUCCAUGCAGUGGACCUGGAGUAAAUGAUACAAAUACAUUAUUUUGUAUUGGAAAGAAACAUAGAUGUGAUGGUCAGACGGACUGUCCGAAAGGUGAAGAUGAGAAAAAUUGUCCUUCUAGAAGAGAUUGUGAACCUGAUACAAAAUGCAAACAACUCUGUGUCACAUACCCUGAUGGUAAAAACGCCUGUUCAUGUUUGAAUGGAUACAAGUUGGCCCUUGACAAUUUUACAUGUGAAGAUAUAGAUGAAUGCAUGUAUGCAACUGAUCCAGUUUGUUCACAAAAAUGUAAUAAUACUGUUGGAAGCUUUAAAUGUGAGUGUAUGACUGGUUAUAUACUAAGACCAGAUCUUCGAACUUGCAAAGCUAUUGGUGCGUCACCAACAUUGCUAUUUGCAAACAGAGUUGACAUUCGACAGAUGUCUUUGAGCAAUUCUAAAUAUUCUUUAAUAUUGAAAGGACUCCACAAUGUAAUAUCUUUAGACUAUCAUUAUGCACAAAAUUACAUAUUUUGGUCAGAUGUAUCCAUGGAUAAAAUUAGGAGAAGUUCAGUAAACGGAACUGACGUUAUAACAAUUAUUAAUUCUGGACUGGAUUCCCCUGGGGGAAUUGCUAUAGACUGGAUUCAUAAUCUUCUUUUUUGGACUGAUUCUGGUACAAAAAGGGUAGAAGUGGCCAAUCUUGAAGGGACUCAACGAGCUAUCAUAGCUGCAAGCGAAUUAGAUAAACCAAGAGCAAUUGCCGUUCACCCCGGAGAAGCAUUAGUUUUCUGGACUGAUUGGGGACCAAAUCCAAAAAUCGAACGGGCUGAUAUGGAUGGUUCCAACAGAAAAAGCAUUAUAACAGAGUCCGUAUUUUGGCCUAAUGGAUUGACUAUUGAUUACGUUACCAAUCAGCUAUAUUGGGCCGACGCUAAGCAUAAUGUAAUUGAAACAUCAGCAUUAGAUGGAUUUAGAAGGAGAAAAGUGAUUACUAAAGGGCUUCCUCAUCCUUUUGCAAUUACUAUAUUUGAAGAUGCAAUAUUUUGGACAGAUUGGCACACAAAAUCUAUCACAACAGCUAAUAAACUUACAGGAGCCGGUUAUAAGACAUUACACUCUCAACUCCAUUUUCCAAUGGACCUUCAUAGUUUUCACCCGCAAAGACAACCAAAAUAUAGAAACCGCUGUGGAAGUUCUAAUGGUGGAUGUUCCCACUUGUGCUUACCUAACAACAAAUUGUAUAGUUGUGUCUGCAGAAUGGGUCAGAAGCUUAAAGAAGACGGAAGAUCUUGUCAUAAGCCGGACAAGUUUAUUUUGUUUGCUAAAAAGAAAGAUAUUCGAAUUAAACAUUUGGACGGAUCACUAGAAAAACAGUACGAAAUGGUUAUUCCAAUCGACGGAGUUAAGAACGCAAUUUCUGUAGCUUGGGAUGCAAAAACUAAUUAUAUUUACUGGUCUGAUGUUGCAAUGAAGUCUAUUAAUAGAGCAUUCUGGAAUGGUAGUAAUCAUGAGGUCAUUGUAAAUACGAAUUUGGUAUUACCAUAUAGCAUUGCAUUGGACUGGGUAACAGAUAAACUAUAUUGGACUGAUGAAAGUAAUUCCAGAAUAGAAGUUUCAAAUUCAGAUGGUUCUAUGCGGUCUAUACUAACCUGGGAAAAUUUAGAUAAACCCAGAGAUAUAACUGUAGAUCCUCAUAGUGGAUUAAUGUUUUGGGCUGACUGGGGAGAAAAGAAAAGAAUUGAAAAAAGCAAUAUGGAUGGAACAAGUAGAUCUGUAUUGGUACAGUCCAAUCUAUCUUCUCCAAGUGGACUAACUAUUGAUCAUACCACUGGAAAAUUGUAUUGGGUUGAUGGCGAUCUUCGGACAAUAAAUUUUGUAAAUAUGGAUGGUACUGGAAGAAAAAUUUUAUUAGGAGGGAGUAGCCUAUCAUACCCUUAUGGUUUAGAUGUUUUUGAAAAUAAUGUAUAUUGGACAGAUUGGAUGAAUAAGACAAUUGAAAAGGCAAAUCAACUAACUGGGGAGAAUAGGACCGUCAUAGUAAACAAUCUGUCAGAUCCUAUGGGAAUUAGAAUAUUUCAUCGUAAUAGAAAAAAUUUCCGAACUUCUUGCGGAAAUAAUAACGGAGGAUGUACACAUUUAUGUUUACUAAAACCUAAAGGUCACUCUUGUGCUUGUCCUACUGGGAUUAAAUUGGAUGAGAAUAGAAAAUCAUGCACGAACGGACCUCUAAAUUUUUUAAUAAUGGCCCAUAGAAUGGAUAUUAGACAAAUAUCACUGGACGUACCUUACAUGGCUGACGUGGUAUUACCGUUUAAACAUCUUAAAUUAGCUACAUCGGUAGAUGUUGAUCGAAAAACUGGUGAAAUUUAUUGGACUGAUACAUCAGAAGAUUGUAUCCAGAAAUCAACGCCGGAUGGAAAACAUAGGGUAGCAAUCAUUACACAUGAAAUUGAAACUCCUGAUGGGGUAGCCAUUGAUUCGACAGGACGAAAGAUAUAUUGGACUGACGGCGAAAGAAAUAGUAUUGAAGUAGCUGAAUUAAAUGGUUUCAAUCGAAAAGUACUUUUUAACAGUAAAAUUUAUAAUCCCCGAGCUAUAACUUUACAUUAUCAUCAUGGUUUAAUGUUUUGGUCAGACUGGGGAACACAACCAAAAAUAGAGGUAGCACAUAUGGACGGAAAUAACAGAAAAACGUUAAUCAAUGAAAGUAUUGCCUGGCCCAAUGGUUUGGCGAUUGAUAGACCAGCAAGUCGUCUAUUUUGGAACGAUGGAAAGCUCAAUACUAUUGAAUCAUGUGAUUUUGAUGGAAAACAUAGAAGAAAGAUCAUCCAGAAGCUACCUCAUCCUUAUGGACUAGUAGUUGUUGGUAGCCACAUUUACUGGACUGACUGGAAAACGCAAGCGCUUCAUAGAGCAGAUAAGGAAUCUGGAGAGGACCGUACUAUCAUAAGAAGUAACUUAGAAGGUUUAAUGGACGUAAGAUCGGUGCAAAGCGAUAAUAUUGCAGAAAAUGCUUGUGGGAAGUUGAAUGGUGGAUGCAGUCAUCUAUGUUUGAGAAAUCCUAAUGGUUUUACAUGCGCUUGUCCAACAGGUUUAGCAGUUUCUCAAAUAAAUCAUAAUGAGUGUGACCCAAUCCCGAAAACAUUUUUGUUGACAGCCGCUAGAUAUUCUAUAAGUCAAAUCAGCUUAGAUACAUCUGAUACGUGGGAUGUAACUCUUCCUAUUCAAGAUGAUAUGCAGAACGUUAUUGAUAUCGACUUUCACUACAGAAAGAAGUUGAUAUUUUAUUCCGACAUAGGCAGCAAUUCAAUUAAAAGUUUCAGCCUUUACAACCUUUCAGACGUAAGAAUAAUCGUAAGUAAGAAUGUAUCGUCACCCGAUGGUCUAACAGUUGAUUGGCUAGCUAAUAAUAUAUAUUGGACAAAUACUGGCAAUAAAGUAAUAGAAGUUGCUAGAUUGGAUGGUUCAAAUCGAAAAACAAUAAUAUCUAAGGAACUGGAAGAUCCUAGAUCUAUAGUGGUAAAUCCUAAACGCGGAUAUUUAUAUUGGACCGACUGGGAUCAAGCUAAUCCGCGUAUUGAACGUAGUAAUUUAGAUGGCACUAACAGAAUUCCUAUUGUAAAAACAGAUUUGUCGUUUCCUAUCGGAUUAGUUAUCGAUUAUUCAAACAGACGGCUUUAUUGGAUUGACGCAAAAUUAAACGAAGAACGAAUUGAAACUUCUGACUAUGCCGGCAAUAAUAGAGUAACUUUACCAAUUGAUAAGACACAUCCAUUUUCAUUAACCCAGUAUCAGGAAUGGCUUUUCUGGACAGAUUGGGAUCAUAAAUGUAUUAUGAGAGCUGAAAAAAUUAAUGGAAAUGGAAAAAUUGUAAUUAGGCCGAUGCACGCUGCUAUGGGAAUAACCAUGGUUUCAGAAGAACGACAAACCAGUUGGAAUCCAUGCGCUGUGAAUAAUGGUAAUUGUACACAUUUAUGCUUCUUCAAGCAUAAGGGAUAUGUUUGUGGCUGUCCAGAUAAAUACGUACUUGGAUGCAAAACAACACCAUUAUCACGUGUAUCUAAUAUUUGUCCCGAAAAUAAAGGAUACGAUUGCACUAAAGAUGAAGAAAUUGAUGAUGAUGAAGAACAGUAUGAAUCAUCGGUUCAUCCUAAAUAUAGUCCAGAACCCGAGGAAGCAGGAAUUGUUGAUCAAACUUCCGCAUUUUACGUUAUUACUUUGGUGCCGAUGGUUUCUAUCAUAAUAGCAAGUAUUGCUGUAGUCACAUUUAUUGUUAUCAAAAGAGGAAAGAAAAAUUACUUGUAUGGUGCCAGUCGAAGCUUUUCAAAUCCAAACUAUUACUCGAAUGAUACAAGUGGUUCACAGAAUCCAACAGACAGGAAACAAUUUAUUUGGAAGCGGCUUAAAUAUGAUAAAUCUCAGGAAAGGGUGUAUGAGGAAACAGUGGGAGGCAGUCCGGAAGUAACUAGUUUAAUACCAACUAUUUUAACGCCAUGUAGUUCUAAUUGUGAAGCCGUAACACCGGAAAUGGAACGUUCACCUUCAGUAACUCCACUGCACAAAGUUGACGUACAGUAAAGGCAUUUAAAAACGUAAAUAUUUUCAAAUAAUUCGGAAUCUAGUCACCUAUAACUAAUAUUACACGAUUCAUUUAUUUAUCGAAUACUUACAUGUAAAUAUAAAAUUUGUCAAAUUAAGGUGACUGACAAUAAAAUAAAACUGUUAUAAUAUAUUAACAGUUGUAUACUUCAGACUGUAUUAUGGUAUAAUGGAGGUUUAAUUUCGUUUAUUUUUUGCUUUACUUUUAUCCAUGUAACAUGACGAAGAGAGAAGAAUAAAUCAAAAAUAUU
Messenger RNA from Sitophilus oryzae (rice weevil), 6510 nucleotides. RefSeq names its product low-density lipoprotein receptor-related protein 4 (gene Lrp4). Bases 314 to 6238 code for a protein of 1974 amino acids. NCBI's taxonomy places the organism in Eukaryota, Metazoa, Arthropoda, Insecta, Coleoptera, Curculionidae. Gene Ontology annotation, molecular function: protein binding; calcium ion binding. The transcript has 24 exons. The record is from RefSeq and is a predicted model, not a curated record.